Messenger RNA from Mercurialis annua (annual mercury), 666 nucleotides. RefSeq names its product putative pectinesterase/pectinesterase inhibitor 45. Gene Ontology annotation, molecular function: enzyme inhibitor activity. The record is from RefSeq and is a predicted model, not a curated record. Gene Ontology annotation, biological process: negative regulation of catalytic activity. The transcript has a single exon. The coding region runs from base 126 to 617 and encodes 163 amino acids. NCBI's taxonomy places the organism in Eukaryota, Viridiplantae, Streptophyta, Magnoliopsida, Malpighiales, Euphorbiaceae.
AAAAAUGUUCAGUCAAAUAAUCAUAAAAAAAAGCCUCCUGUGCAUGCAGGGAGGAGGCCAUGAGUAGGAAAUAUUGUCAAAAAUAAUUAAAAAUCACUAAUCUCAUCGAUAAAUAUAUAAUAACUAUGAAAUAUCAUAUCUCCUUCUCAACGGUCUUUCUCGCAGCAUUAAUUUUUCUCGUCCUCCUAGUAACCGAAAGUCAGGCGAAAUCCACAAGACGCGAUUUAUGUCGAUCUGCAAGUUACAAGCCGCUCUGCAGAGCAACUCUAAGGGGAAUUUCCGAUCCAAGAAAAGCGAUUGAAGCUUCAAUAAAACGUGCUAUUUUUAAAACCAAAUCUGCCAUAGUAAUGUCAAGAAAAAUGCGUCGUAACGAAAAUUAUGACAUUUGCAGAGAAAAUUACGAUGAUGCGAUUUCAGAUCUUCAGGAUUCGAUCAGAAAUUUGAGAAAAGGCGAUAAAGCUACGCUUACGACGAAUCUCUCAGCUGUUAUUAGCUAUUACUCAACUUGUGAUGAUGCAUUUGAAGAAAUGGAUGAGAAAAGUCCUCUUACUAGGGCUAAUAUGAUCCUUGAACACAUGGUUGAUAACGCCUUGUCGAUUGUUCCUCUUAUGCGUUGAUUUAAUUUAUUAUUAUUCAAUUAAUUUUGGAGGCUAAUUUUAUAAUUUA